This is a messenger RNA of Prorocentrum cordatum, 1995 nucleotides long. The record is from the annotation of a GenBank genome assembly. NCBI's taxonomy places the organism in Eukaryota, Dinophyceae, Prorocentrales, Prorocentraceae.
GUCCAGCCUUCAGCUCCCAAAUUGACCCAACUCCAUCUCUUAAAUAUCUCGUGUGGCCCGUUGCCAAUUUUGGUUCAAGAUUGGUUUGUUUGUUGUGUUGCGGAAUUCAGUGCUUGUUUGGAAUGGAGGGUCCGCUGCUACUGCGUGGUGGCACGCGUCAGCGUCGUGCAGCCUUGGACGCGGCAGGCCAACCCAGCGCCGUCACCUCCAAGUCAGCCCUCGCCGAAAUCCUGCUGUUCCUCUUCGGUUGGGGCCUUCUCACAGCCACGUGUAUCCAGUGGGUUGCAGGCGCUGCCGUGCGUGACGGAUUGAACCACCCCGAUCUGUUGAAACUGGCUGCAGUUGGUGCAGCUGGCGAAUACCCUGGGAACUGCAGGAGAGACCUUUUGUCUAAAUUCUGCAAUGUUAUGCGGGUGCCAAAGUAUACUACGUUCACGGUCAUGAUGAAGGAUAGCAAAGGUGUAGUUGAGCCUCGUCGGGGCCUCAUGAACGCACCAAAUCGAUUUCUGGAUUCGCUGUACCAGCACUGCGUCGGCACGUUCAGGAAGAUUUGUGGAGCGCUCGGCAAUGGCCUCCGCGACUUCUGGACGCAAGUUUCUAGGGAUGACCCCAAAUUAAAGCAUCUUAUUUCAAUACUUGGUCCGCUUGAGAGUUGGUAUGAUCACGUUAUCCCUUACAAGUUGCACGGCGACGCCGCCACCUUUACUCACAAGAGAGACCAUUCAAUGUUGUCUGCUCAGAUAAAGCCGCUGCUCGCCACGAACGAGACGUUCCGACAUUGGAUUCUCCUUUUCUCGAUUGUUAAGACGGCAGCUGUGCACAACGACGACCCUACGGGUGAUACAAUGGAAGUGCAUUGGGCCUACGCUGUGCAUUUCCUCGAUGCCCUGUUUGACGGACGGCACCCACAGAAAGACCCGUGGGGUAGGGAUUGGCCAAGUGAUUCACCUGAUGCGCGCACGGCUGGUUUGGAGUGUUGCGGUGGCAUGCGUUGGGUGUGCUGGGCAAUAGUGGGCGACCUGGAUUUCUUCUCCAAUGAUCUGGGCUACCCGCAUGUGAACAGCAACCACCCUUGCUGGUUCGACAGCGUUUCAAGAGAUAAUGACACGGAUUUUCCUCUCACGGACCUCUCUCGGGGCGCGGCGUGGAAGGGCACGCUCCUCUCCGAGGAGGAAUGUAUGGAAAUCCCAUGCACCAGGCGCUUCAUUGGAAAACUCAAAGGCACAACGCGCUACCAGAGCCCAGGUGACCUGAUGCAUACUGGGUGCUUGGGAGUUGUGGCCGCCUUCGUAGGCGCAAUAUUGUGGGAACUUGUGCACGACGGACCUUUCCCAGGCACAAUAGAUCAGCGUUUGGGGGCCGUUUGCGUGGUGAUCAACGCAUCUGCAGAUAUCAUCAGCCCGACCUAUAGAGUUUCGAACUUGACACGGUCUAUGUUUGAGCAUGGGGAUAAUUACGCAUCCUUUACAGGCAAAGCUGCAGAGUCGCAACACAUGCUUUUCAGUCUUUUGGAUGUGUGUAACAACCUGGACGAUGGCGGUGACCAUCAUGGUCAUCGAUUGGCUGCGCUACGUUCGUUGUGUGGGAUCUACAAAAUGUAUAAGGACAAUGGCAUGUUCCUCUCUCGUGCUGCGUUCGUUGAGACGAAAGACUUGCUGGACACGUUCUAUGAACACUAUGCUUGGCUUGCUCAGGAUGCGGUAAACAGAGACCGUUUGCUGUAUCCCAUCUUGCCGAAACACCACAUGCUAUACCACAUUGUGGAUUUGGGGCGUUGGCUUAAUCCGACAGCUUUGUGGUGCUACGACGCAGAGGACUUUAUGCACGUGAUCGUGACGACUGCUAAAUCGUGCGUUGCUGGCUCCCCCAUGUACAUUAUCGGUAACAAAGUGUUGGAGAAUGCGUUGCUUGCCUUGGAUUUGAUGUUGUUUAGGUGAAGGAGAAAACACACACAAACAACAAUUAUAGCAAACAUAUUGAUAUGGAGACUGUCAC